Pseudoliparis swirei is the source of this 2848-nucleotide messenger RNA. Its product is annotated as tyrosine-protein kinase receptor TYRO3. Gene Ontology annotation, biological process: cell surface receptor protein tyrosine kinase signaling pathway; protein phosphorylation; nervous system development. Bases 384 to 2708 code for a protein of 774 amino acids. Lineage: Eukaryota; Metazoa; Chordata; Actinopteri; Perciformes; Liparidae. The transcript has 14 exons. Gene Ontology annotation, molecular function: ATP binding; protein binding; transmembrane receptor protein tyrosine kinase activity. Gene Ontology annotation, cellular component: signaling receptor complex. The record is from RefSeq and is a predicted model, not a curated record.
CUCUGCUUCCCCUGAACUCACCUGGAGGAACACCUGGUCCAGCCAGAGGCCGCCCCACAGGCCCCUCCUCCAUCUCCUGACACCAAUACAGUUGUGUUUCCUCCUGCUCCGUGUCCUGCGGUCGGGUCCAGCCUCGCUCCAGUUCAGUCAGUUUAUUUUACAUAGCCCACAAUCCCCCCCCCUCAGAGGCUCUACAGUCUACACACCCUGACCGUUGGUGUGUUUCUGGAGUAAAUCAGCAGAUUAAUACAGGAAGUCAGAAGGUCCAGGGGGGGGGGGGGGUAUCUUCCUGAAGAGGAAGACUCAUUUCUCCAUUGUAAUUUUGACAUUACUCUGAAUGAGGAGGCGCAGACGGACUCCAAGAGGAGCUCUCGGCUGGUGUCAUGUCAGGGAGCGUCCGGCCUUCUCUGGUCCUGCUGGGGGUCUGGAUUUGGGGAUCCGGCAGUGAGGUCCAACAUCAGGCCGAGGACGUGGAGGUUUUCCACUCUGAUAAACACACCCGGCUGCAAUGGAGCUCCGAGCCGGCCAGAGAGUGGACUGAAGUCCUGCUCCCGCUGGGCGGCCCGCGCUCGGCCCCCGUGCUCCAGGCCUGCGGGCGAAGCGGCACCAGAACUAUCUUGAGCCCGUGGAUGGAGCGGCGCGACGCCCACCGCCUGCUGAUGGACGUUUCCUUCGCCCAAGAGGAGGAGGCGUCCGGUCAGCUGGGCCCGCUGCGAGUCCACCUGCUGGACUCCAACACAGCGACGGCUUCACUUCUAGACCCGGAGUCGGUGCUGGACCUCCAGACCUCCAAGCCGUUCCCUUCCACCUUCCCUCCUCUGGCCGACUACCUGAACCGGAGCCGGGCCCUGAGCCUGGGCCCCGUCCGCCGCCGGGGCUUCCGGCUGGCCCUCUCGUACUCAGGGACCUGUGUGCUGGUGACCUCCAUCAGGCUGUACUACAGGAGGUGCCCCGACACCGUGGCCCGCCUGGCCUCCUUCAAGGGCACCGGGGCGGCGUCGGGCCCGGUGCCGGGUUCCUGCGUGGAGGGGGCGGUGGCGGAGCGCCCACCUGAGAGAGCGUGUGGCGUGGAGGGCCGGUGGGGGCCACUGCAGGGGGCGUGUACCUGUGCAGCCGGCCGCCAAGUUCAGGAAGACACCUGUCAAGUGUGUUGGACCGGCUUCUACAAACCAGCCAAUGAGAGCGGAGGAUGCCGGGCGUGCCCGCCGAACAGCAGGACGCGGGGGGAGGGGUCAGAGAGCUGCGACUGUGUGGAGGGGUUCAGCCGCCUGCACACUGACCCUGAUGAGCUGGGCUGCACCAGGAGCGUUCCCCCAGUGGUGAGCGUCGUGACUCCGCCCCUAAACGUCUCAGAGCCCCACAUGACUCCUCCUCCUCCGCCGAGCCGCCGCCCCCUCUGGCUGGCGGUCUGUGCUUCCUGUGGCGUGCUGCUGCUCGUGAUCCCGGUCGCUGUGGGUGUCCUACGCAGCGACUCCUCCACGCUCAGGUCUGAACAGGAAGUAGAAAUGUUGCCAAUGAAUGCUGCUUUUACCUUCCGACAUCCACAGCAGGCGGAGGCUGCACCCCAGAUAUCCAACACGGUGGAGGGCGUGGUGCAGCUGCUGGAGGGGCUCAGCGGCCGGCUGCUGGACAGCCUGAAGGAGGUGCUGGUGGAGAGGAACCAGCUCACCCUGGGCAAGGAGCUCGGCAAAGGAGAGUUUGGCUCUGUCUACGAAGGCGUCUUCACACAGGACGACGGCGUGGAUCUCAAGGUGGCCGUGAAGACCAUGAGAGUUGGAAUCCACAGCCAGGAAGACCUCCACGAGUUUCUGAGAGAGGCGGAGAUCAUGAAGAACUUUGAUCAUGAGCAUGUGGUCAGACUACUCGGGGUCACGUUACAGAGGGAGCAGGACUCUCCUCUGCCCCUCCCUCUGGUCAUCCUGCCUUACAUGAAAUAUGGAGACCUACGACGCUUCCUCAUCGCUACGCGGUACGGAGAUAUACCCAUGUCGGUGCCUCAUCAGAGUCUCCUGCGCUUCAUGAUCGACGUUGCAGCCGGUAUGAACUACCUGAGCACCCAGGGCUUCCUGCACCGAGACCUGGCUGCACGCAACUGCAUGCUGGGCGAUGACCUCAGGGUGAGCGUGGCUGACUUCGGCCUGUCCAAGAAGAUCUACAGCAGUAACUACUACCGGCAGAAGGCGGUGACCCGCGUGCCCGUCAAGUGGAUGGCCGUGGAGAGCCUGUCGGAGUCCGUCUACACCACCAAGAGUGACGUGUGGUCUUUUGGGGUGACCAUGUGGGAGAUCGUGUCCCGGGGGAGGACGCCAUAUCCUGGAGUCCACAACCACGAGCUGCUGGAGCUGCUGCUGUCGGGCCACCGGCUGAAGCCCCCCGAGGACUGUGACCCCGAGCUUGAUGGAGUCAUGCAGCGCUGCUGGCAGCAGGAGGCGAGCUGCCGGCCCGACUUCGGGGAGCUGGGUGAGAUGCUGAGGUCUCUCCUGUCGGCGCUGCCGGCGCUGGAGGCCAGCCAGGAGGCCCACUACAUCAACCACGGCCUGGAGGUCGCCGCCGCCGCCGCCUCCCAGACGCCACAGGCAGAGUGUGGAGGGAGAGGGGAGAACGUGUACCUGCCCGGCCCUGUGGGCGCUCCAGCCAGGGAGGAGGACGUGGAAGUAGACGACGGCUACAUUAAGUAUAACGCUGCUGCCUCAGCAGAUGACAUAUAAAACAACAGGGUUUUAUUAAAUUACAUUUAGUAUCUGAAGUGGACCUCCAUGAACAGAAGUGUGGUCCUGAAUAUGGAGUGAGUCAGAGGAGCUGAACGUUAUUUUGCACUUUAAAAAAUAAAUCUAUCUGUUACUAGAAA